GUGAAAAUAAGGUUGCAAAAAACAUCACAGUGGCAAGACGUUUCCUCUGACAGUAGAUCAAGAUCGAUCAACAUGGAAUAUGAUGUGGCUUUUGUCAGAUCUAUCAGGGGUAUGCUGAAGGUUGGCGAGCUGGUGACUGUUUUUGUAGCGCUUGUGUGUUUCGCAACAACAUCUGGGUCUUCUUACAUCGCUGCCAGCUGCAUGGAGCUGCUGAUCACGGCAGCUCUGCUCACCCUUUACAUCUUAAAACUCAACAAGAGAUUCACCUUCUUCUUCUGGCCUCUUAUUGAUGUUUUUAACUCAAUCUUUGCGGCUGCCUUCAUGUUCAUCAUCAGUACAAUCGCCAUCUCCCAUCCAACAGCCAAAGGAAUUCUGGGAGGUGGGAUAGUGGGCAUGUUGGCAACUGGCCUGUGGUGUGGUGAUGCCGUCCUGCUCUUCAGAAAGAUCACGUUCAACCAAGCGAGGACCGCGUCGCCUCCAGAAAAAUAAGGCUCGUGUUAAAAGAGGUUCUCACCACUGAUGCUAAUUGUAUAAUAAAAUGAGUGAACACA
Messenger RNA from Conger conger (European conger), 551 nucleotides. Its product is annotated as proteolipid protein 2. The transcript has 4 exons. NCBI's taxonomy places the organism in Eukaryota, Metazoa, Chordata, Actinopteri, Anguilliformes, Congridae. The coding region runs from base 73 to 489 and encodes 138 amino acids. Gene Ontology annotation, cellular component: membrane. The record is from RefSeq and is a predicted model, not a curated record.